Aplysia californica (California sea hare) is the source of this 1341-nucleotide messenger RNA. RefSeq lists its product as uncharacterized. NCBI's taxonomy places the organism in Eukaryota, Metazoa, Mollusca, Gastropoda, Aplysiida, Aplysiidae. Gene Ontology annotation, cellular component: extracellular region. Gene Ontology annotation, molecular function: chitin binding. The record is from RefSeq and is a predicted model, not a curated record.
AACUGCUCACGCCACAUGCUGUGUGUCGCCGGCCAAUCCCUGACCAUGCCCCCAUGUCCUCGCGGUCACGUGUGGUCAGUAGUUGCUGUGAGGUGCGUGCGAAUAGACUCCCCGCUCAACGACUGCCCGCCACUGCAACCAGGAAGUUCCCAGCGCCAUGGUGUGAUGGGUUCUCGCAGACACAAGAACAGGAACUCAGUUUAUCAUGGCCUGACACCAAAAGUCAGGACAACACAUGUUUUAUCUGAGAUGGAUCUCAAUCUAAUAGAGGAGCUGUUUCCCAGCCACCCGUGCACGUUCCUGAAGGGGGAACUACUCCUGCCCCACCCACACGCCUGCCACUGGUUCUAUAACUGCUCACUCUCGCCGCUCGAUCGCCGCUGGGACUUGGAGGAGCCUCUGACGCUCGAGUGUCCAUACCCACAGCUCUUCUCGCUCUCAGUCCGCGCGUGCCGUCCUUACAAGGAGGUCAUCUGUGGGGACAGGCCUGAAUACAAGGCGCCUUGCGCGUAUCGAGAACACUCGUGCAGUCAGCCUCACUGUAGAAGUUGCCAGGUCCGACUGGCCAGUUGUGAGGACCUCGAAGAUGGCGUGCACCCAUUCCCGGGGCGGGAGUGGACACCUUGGUUUGUCGUCUGCAAAGAUGGACGCACCAUGGAGCAGGGCAACUGUCAGAACGGGGCGCCCAUUUUCUCACCCACGGUUCGCUCUUGCGUCACUUCCGAUCUCGUGCCGAAAAGAUACGGAGGGGUACAGCCGAUGUGCCUAGGCAGACCAGACGGCUACCACCCGGACGAGACAGGUGUCUGCCACAGUUUCUUCCGCUGCGAGGACGAGGCGUACAAGGGCUCAGCUCAGUGUCCAGAAGGUUCCAUGUUCAAUCCCGAGACGAUCAGCUGUGAGCUCAAACCCAACAUCCCUCCUUGCGGUACUGUGGCGGCCUCUGAUAUCCCCGUUAAACUUUGCAGAGGCCGGGAGGACGGCUUCUACGCUGACCCUUACGGCAGGUGUUCUCUGUACUACCAGUGCAAGCUUCAGCACCUCAGCGCCUACCUCAAAUGUCCGCUCGGAUCUUUCAACCCAACGACCAAGUCAUGUGACCAAAGUCUACAGCUCCCAUCUCCGUGCGGGCUGCAACCAAACCCGUGCCAGACCAGGAGCGACGGUACCUACUCCGAUCUCAUGGUCAACUGUAUGGCCAGUCUCACUUGCAGGAUGGGGUAUGUCUCCAGGAUUGACCCCUGUCCAGAAGGCAGGGUCUUUGAUGACAUCACGAAGACGUGCCAGUAUCCGGAGGUGACAGAGCCGCCGUGCGGUAUUGCGCCGUCGUGUAAAGGAAAG